AUGGAUGCCCCGUAUGGAUCGUGCAGCGAUACGUUCCGUCCAGAGCGAUACAUCUACGAAGAGCAUUACUCUCCUGAGGGUUGCCAUCGAAAUUGUUUCCAAUUGAAGGUGCUCGACCAGUGCGGUUGUGGCGAUCCGCGAUUUCCACUUCCAUCCGAAGAAAAGCGAUACUGCAGUGCGAAAAGUGUCGCUGAUAGACAAUGCCUAUCGAACCUGAUCAGCGCCUCAGGCGGCUACCACCACCUUCAGCUUGAGUGCGACUGUCAACAGCCAUGUACGGAAAAUGUCUUCGAGACUGCCUACUCAGCAGCUGCAUGGCCAUCUGUGAACUUUCAAAAUAGCCUGAAUUUCUCACUUUUCUUCUACUCAUUCCUAAUUUACAUUUCCAUAUCCAAACCUUCAGGUGUUGAUUGUCCUGCCGUCAUCGACAUUUUUAAUGAUAGUGCGGCUUGUACGGAGUACUAUCGAGUGAACACCGCUUACAUCGAGAUCUACUACGAACAACUGAAUUUCGAAACCCUAAAGGAGACUGCUGGCUAUACGAUGGUGAACCUGUUCUCCGACUUCGGUGGCAACAUCGGUCUUUGGAUUGGAUUCUCUGUGAUCACUAUUUGUGAAAUCAUCGAACUUAUAUUCGAAAUUGGCUACUACCUGCUUUACAUCAAACCAGUG
Ostertagia ostertagi is the source of this 672-nucleotide messenger RNA. NCBI's taxonomy places the organism in Eukaryota, Metazoa, Nematoda, Chromadorea, Rhabditida, Trichostrongylidae. The record is from the annotation of a GenBank genome assembly.